AUGGCGACAUACUACCUAUACUUCUUAUUCUUAACAUGUGAAGUUACGUGUGGUGCAGCGUCACUUGACAUCGCAGAUCGACAGAAUGCCCACAGCGCCACUAUUGCAGUGAGAGCUACCGUUGAGCUAUUCAAGCUCGUGAAGCGUGAAAGAGAGGUCGACAGAGAGAUACUCACCUUCUCAAUCUCGCAUGACCACACAGCGGUGAGGAUCUGUGGUCACUAUGCUGUUCUCGAUGUCAGAACUUCAAGUACUCCCAACAACUCCCAACAAUCCAACGUCGAGUCGGUGCUCAUAAUCAACGAUGAUGACACAGCCAACCAAGUCAGCUGGGCUAUAUUGACUCCACAGAGGUUACACCAACCACUUCUUACAAUGAACGAACUCAAACAGGUUCGCACAACAUUGAGCGAUGGACGUACUGAUGCUAGGACGUGCGGCCGAGGCACAUCGGUCAACACCGCAAAUAUCAACAUUUGUAUAAUUGCCUUCAUCGCGAAUCCUCCAUGA
Paracoccidioides brasiliensis Pb18 is the source of this 510-nucleotide messenger RNA. RefSeq lists its product as uncharacterized. The record is from RefSeq and is a predicted model, not a curated record. The coding region runs from base 1 to 510 and encodes 169 amino acids. The transcript is spliced from 3 exons.